Molecule: messenger RNA, 550 nt
Organism: Camelina sativa (false flax)
Lineage: Eukaryota; Viridiplantae; Streptophyta; Magnoliopsida; Brassicales; Brassicaceae
Source: RefSeq, a predicted model, not a curated record
ACGAACAAAGAGUGUGGAGUUUAUGCCUUUCUCCCUAUCAUUGUUUCUUACACUCAGCGCCAUUACGUGGCUCUUCUACGGUCUUGCUAUCAAAGACUUCUACGUCGCACUUCCAAAUAUAUUGGGUGCGUUUCUCGGAGCAGUUCAAAUGAUUCUUUACGUCAUAUUCAAGUACUACAAAACCCCAUCAGUGGUUGUUGAUGAGACAGAGAAGCCCAAAACGGUGUCGGCGGAUCAUUCCAUCAACAUGGUCAAGCUUUCAUCCACUCCAGCUUCUGGUGAGCUGACGGUUCAGCCGCAGACUAAUCCUGACGUGAGCCCUCCUGUUCAAACUUAUGGUGGUGACUUAGAGGAUCAGAUGGACAAGAAAAUGUCAAACUAAAUCAAGAUUUUAGUUUUCUAUUACGAAUUAGUGGUUUUAAUUAUGUUGUACUGUUGUGUCUGGUUUCCCAAACUUGUCUUUUUUUUUCUCAUCAUUUUGUUUCGAAAAUAUCUCGGAAUUGUACUAUCCUUUGAAAAAUUUAUGUACGUCUAUUAGAAUUUUGUGAAA